Molecule: messenger RNA, 742 nt
Organism: Pseudophryne corroboree (corroboree frog)
Lineage: Eukaryota; Metazoa; Chordata; Amphibia; Anura; Myobatrachidae
Exons: 4
Coding region: 133-684 (183 amino acids)
Source: RefSeq, a predicted model, not a curated record
GAACUCUGGGCACUGAAAUUAUGAGAAAAGGGCAGCUGCAGGGGCUGAGCUGCCUACAGGAGUACCAGAAAUACCAGGAUGAAAAAUGCAUGGACACAGGGCAGCUAUCAACGUCUGUGAGGUGAACUCUGCAUGUAUCCUACAGAUGGCUCCGCCUCCCUGGCCGUCACUCACCAACAGGCCGCUCCUCUCCUCUCCUCUCCCUCCGGAUCUCUGCGUCACUGCCAGCCGCCUCAGCUCAGCUCCUCACCACCGCCGCUGGAAGCUUGCGUCCCGGGUCCCGCCGGCGUGGAUUUUCCGCUCACUGCUGCCGAGGGAGAGCUCACAUCGCUACUGCUGCUGGGUGCCAAACACCGGAUGGCUCCGCCUCCCUGGCCGUCACUCACCAACAGGCCGCUCCUCUCCUCUCCCUCCGGAUCUCUGCGUCACUGCCAGCCGCCUCAGCUCAGCUCCUCACCACCGCCGCUGGAGGCUUGCGUCCUGGGUCCUGCCGGCGUGGAUUUUCCGCUCACUGCUGCCGAGGGAGAGCUCACAUCGCUACUGCUGAUGGGUGCCAAACACCGGGCUGAUAUGUAUCGGUCCUCACUGACGCUCUCCUGGAAGCGGGCUGACAUAAGGACUGGCGGCGAUGACAGCUGCGCAAGGAUGUCCUCCGCUGGAGGUCAUGAACCCCAUCAGAACUGAGAUGAGAUCUGGUUUAGCUACAAAGAGUCUUAAUGACUGCUGCCUCAUCGCUGGCACA